Quercus robur (English oak) is the source of this 1371-nucleotide messenger RNA. RefSeq names its product LEAF RUST 10 DISEASE-RESISTANCE LOCUS RECEPTOR-LIKE PROTEIN KINASE-like 2.5. Gene Ontology annotation, molecular function: protein kinase activity; ATP binding. The transcript has 3 exons. NCBI's taxonomy places the organism in Eukaryota, Viridiplantae, Streptophyta, Magnoliopsida, Fagales, Fagaceae. Bases 1 to 1362 code for a protein of 453 amino acids. Gene Ontology annotation, biological process: protein phosphorylation. The record is from RefSeq and is a predicted model, not a curated record.
AUGAAAGAAGGAUUUGAUGUGAAAUUGGUGGAUUCUUCAGCAUGUAACAACUGCACCAAAUCCAAUGGAGUUUGCGGUUAUGACCUCAAAUUGAAUCAAGUAACAUGCGAUCACUCGCAAUCUAAACCAGGUGUUGAACCAGAAGCUAAGCCAGGAGUUGAACCAGAAGCUAAGCCAGGUUUUACAGGAUUAUCCUUCACGCAGACACCAAAGUUCAAGAUUCUAAUAGGUGCUUCGGCUGGUGUUAUUGGGAUCGUAGUCCUCGCUGCUGUGAUAAUUUGCUACCUUAAAAGAGAACAAUUAUCAAGCAUGGUCGUGAUGACGAAAAAGAACACGACAGAGAAUCAAUAUGCCAAGGCAUUCAUAAAGAAUCAAGGUUCGCUUCAACCUAAGCGAUAUAGUUAUUCAGAGAUUAAGAAAAUGACCAAUUCAUUCAAAGAAAAACUAGGCCAAGGAGGAUAUGGCAGUGUAUACAAAGGAAAGCUAUUGGAUGGCCGUCUAGUCGCAGUGAAAGUCAUAAAAGAGUUAAAAGGUAGUGGAGAAGAAUUCAUUAACGAGGUUGCUAGCAUUAGUAGAACUUCUCAUGUUAACAUAGUCACUCUUUUGGGUUAUUGUUAUGGGACAACUAAAAGAGCUUUAGUCUAUGAAUUUAUGCCCAAGGGAUCUCUAGAUAAGUUCAUAAACAACCAAGGGCCUUCAGGAACAAAUUGUCAAUUGGAAAGGGAAGCACUCUUCCAAAUUGCAGUUGGCGUUGCUCGAGGAUUAGAGUACCUACACCGUGGUUGUAGCAUAAGGAUUUUGCAUUUUGACAUAAAACCUCAGAACAUUCUUUUGGAUGAAGAUCUUUGUCCAAAAAUAUCUGAUUUUGGACUUGCAAGACUAUGCCAAAGGAAAGAUAGUAUUGUAUCCAUGCUUGGUACUAGAGGAACUAUAGGGUACAUUGCACCAGAGGUUUUUAGUCGAGGCUUUGGAGGAGUCUCUUACAAGGCUGAUGUCUAUAGCUAUGGAAUGUUGGUUCUUGAAAUGCUUGGAAAAAGAAAGAAUCUCAACGUAGGAGUGUCUCAUACUAGUGAGAAAUAUUUUCCGGAUUGGAUUUAUCAGGAACUAAAUCUAGUUGAAAAUGUUGGAAAUAACAUUGAAAUGGCAGAGGAGGUAGAGGAAAUGGAAUGGAAGAUGAUAUUAGUGAGUUUGUGGUGCAUUCAAAGUGCUCCCACAGAUCGACCAUCAAUGACUAAAGUGGUGGAGAUGUUGGAAGGUAGUCUUCAAUCUAUCGAAAUUCCACCAAAGCCCUUCUUGUCUUCUCCUAAAAUGUCUCCUCCUAAAAUGUCCAUACAAAAUUCUUCAACAUCAUCGUUUACAUGAAAAGGAAAA